UGUGACCCCUGCUCUCAUGAAUCCUCUCUCGCAGUUGUGCUCUGUUCCUUUGGCAGAAGGAAUAUGCCAGACCAUAUCAGACAUGAAUGCAGAUCAUGUGAUGGUCACUCAGCAAACUUUAAAGGAGCAGUUAGUGAAAAACUAUCCAGGCAUUGCAGUGCCCUCCCACAGCAUAUUAUAUAAUAUCCUUGGCACUCUAAUUAAGGAAAGAAAAAUCUAUCAUACAGGAGAAGGAUAUUUCAUUGUGACUCCCAACACAUACUUUAUCACAAAUGCUGCCAUAGAAGACAGAAGAAGGAUCCUGUUGGAGGACAGUUGUUGCUGUUCAUCACCUUCCAUCACUUACCUGGUAAACAUUAAGCCUUGUGCAGACCUAGUGAAAGAAAACAUUCCUACAGUAUCCUGUUACAGAUCCUGCCAUUGUUUCAAAACAGAGCAAAAUAUGCUCUGUGAACAAAGAUAUGGGCAGGUAAUGAGGCAUGAAUCUAAUGGAGGGGGGAAGAGAGGCUGCAGUGAAUUGAAGCCUUCAAUUCGAACUCAAGGCAUCUCCACAUCUGCUGAGAACCAUUCCUGGGACACCAUCAAAUCCCUGACAUCUGUGAAAGAAAAACUGAAAAGCAAAAUGUUUGGCCUUGGCCUUUUCUGGAGAAGUGGUUCUAAAAAAGAAAACCACAAGAAGGAGUACUCCACUUUUUCAGCCCAGUUUCCUCCCCAGGAGUGGCCAGUCAGGGAUGAAGAUGACUUAGACAAUAUUCCACGUGAUAUUGAACAUGAAAUCAUCAAGCGUAUUAACCCCACUCUUACAGUUGAUAAUCUGAUUAAACACACAAUAUUAAUGCAGAAGCUUGAGGAACAGAAAAAAUGUACCAGCAAGCAGAAAAAACACAUCAGUAAUGGUACCUCAGCCAAAGUGCCAACAGUCAGGCAAAACCAUCUUUCAAAGGAUUGUUUUGAAAAGGCACCAGGUAAAACAGCAAAACACACCAGGAAAACCAAAUCAAAGAAAGAACAGAUGAGCAGGAGCAGCAGGAAAUCUCACAUACAGAAGCUAACAAGUGUAAAACCUGAAGAGAACUUUUCACUGCCCAUGAAAAACCAAGAGGCACCUGAUGCAGCGGUGGAAUCCCAUGGGAUCUAUAAGAAGCAGAUUAAGAAUCCUUUCCAGGGUCUGCCAUGGAGACCUCGCAGCUUUCAUGCAAGAGGGCACCAAGGGCUGGUUAACAGGCAGCUCAAGUGCCCAGCUCCAAAGCCAGGAAGGGCUUUCCAAAGGCCACGGUCCUUGGUCUCCUCAGAGCUCUUUGGCUGUGAAACUGAAAGGCUGGGUGCAGAAAGUGAGGCUGACAAAGCUAAGCAAAACCUACUCCACCCUAAUAGGUCUGGCCUUCAAUUAAAGAAAGGCAGUUUGAGUGAAAAUGGUAGUUAUCCACAAGACAGUGAUCUGCAAAUAGAUAACAGAAGUAAAUACUUCCUGGACAGUAAUAUUUCUGAAGAAAAUGUCUACAAAAGAACAGUAAAAAAGAAGUUCCCUUGCUCCUACAUUGAAGAUAAAGGUAUGUGCAAAGAUGAUGUGAAAUUUCCAUUCUGCCUGAAAGAUGAGCACUGCAGAUGCAAAAGUGACACUGUAUGUGAGCUGUUAGAUCAAACAGCCAGUGAAUUUCAAAAUGUUCAUCUUUCAAAUUUCACAGCCAGUGUUAAUCUGGCUCCAAAAAAUGGUGUGAAAUACAGACCAAAGACAGAUAAAAAGAGUGAACUUAUAUUUAACUAUGCCUGUGCCAGCCAUCCUGGAUCAAUGGAGCUGGGAAGUGAAGGGUUUACUGAUAACUUCCAUCUUCUGUACCAAGGGCGACAUGAUGGUGACACCUGUAACUUGUCACAUCUGGAUGAGAAUUCUGAACAGCUGUCCCCUGUCUGUGCCUUUUCAGACACACCAGACUGGAGCACAGCUGUGUCCAUAAAAGCCUGUGAAGUCAGUACCUGCCCUGAUAAAACUGUAAAUAAACAUGACUCUGGAGAGCACAGAUACAAGGGAAGUGCCAACCUUGAUGGCUCAAAGGAGCAUCCAAACCCAGGCUGCACAGAAGAAAGCUGGUUGUGCAGCCAGGCUCUUCUGAAAGAUCACAGGGAGGAUGGAGAAAGCGGCCUCACUGGAAGUGGGAAGGGCUCAGCUGUGGCAGAUUCCUGCCGUGCUGCCGAGGCUGACGCUGAUGCAGGCGCUCUGCAGAGCUCUGCCCGUGAGGCGGGCGAAGGAACAGCACGCUGUGCUCUGGGCUCACGGGUCACAGAAGUGAGAGACCCUCCAGGGAAAAAAGAGUGGCUUUUAAAGAAUACCUAUGCUGUGAUCCCAGAACAGAAACACUCAGAAGGGACAGAAAACCACAGCAUUACAGGAGACAGUGGAAUUGACUCUCCAAGGUGGACUGAAAAGAAGAUGAAGCUUCCCACCAAAUUCUAAAAGUAUAAAUAACAGUGCAAAAAGGAGGAUAAGUCAAAGGACAAUUUCAACAAAAUCCCCUACUUCAUCUAGCUCUGGUCAUGAUUAUUUGAUUAUUUUUUAAUGAGAUUGGUAGACCUUCCCCUUGUAACAAGGUAACCAUACUGUAAAUGCAGCUGAUCAAAUCAGUGAGGCAGCCUCUAAAUCAAAGCUGUUAGUUAAAACUUUUGACACUAGUGUUUGGAGAGGUCACGUGCAUUUUGUUUGCUGUCAUCUUUAAUUAUUUUUUGUGUGUUCUUGUGAAAAUAAAAGUGACAACUGGCAUUCUUUA
Oenanthe melanoleuca is the source of this 2762-nucleotide messenger RNA. RefSeq names its product storkhead box 1 (gene STOX1). Bases 17 to 2452 code for a protein of 811 amino acids. Lineage: Eukaryota; Metazoa; Chordata; Aves; Passeriformes; Muscicapidae. The transcript has 3 exons. Gene Ontology annotation, molecular function: RNA polymerase II transcription regulatory region sequence-specific DNA binding; DNA-binding transcription activator activity, RNA polymerase II-specific. Gene Ontology annotation, biological process: positive regulation of transcription by RNA polymerase II. The record is from RefSeq and is a predicted model, not a curated record. Gene Ontology annotation, cellular component: nucleus; cytoplasm.